GGCGGGCGGUGUUGGAAGAAAGGAAGAAAAUUUAAGUUCGGUUGAACGGAUGCGACGUCGUUCCAUCGGGGCCGUUUUCUUAGGCCUGGAGGUGAACAAACACCCCUAGGAGCUAUUGCCUGCUUACAGUCGAAGGGAGUUUGUAGCUUGGAGAAAGUAGAUUAGUAUACAGUGCUAAACCCGCCUGAGGGAUCAAAAUACUAGUAUCAUCUACAACUGAUUUGCAUUUUAAUGUAUUGCAUCAGGUAAUGGUCAGAAGCAAUGUUUGCCUGAGAGUCUCAGCUUGAAACAUCGACUGGUUACUCUUCCAUCAAGGCUACCUGGCCUGCUGAGUUCUUCCAGCAUUUUGUGUGUGUUGUAUGGAUUUCCAGCAUCUGCAGAUUUCUCUUGUUUAUAAUUUGACUGGCUGUAAAAGACUUUGAAUCUCCUGAAAUGUAAGGUGAAGUACAAGGUUGUUCUUGUCUUUAAUUGACCCUAUUUUAUAAUAAACUUGUAGUUUAAUAAUAUGUAUAGUGCUCCUGGCAUAGGCAGAUCAGACAGUUUGAGUCAAGUUAUAAGUGUGAUCACAAUGACCACACUGGUUUUCAGUCAGGAUGUUUUUAAAGCAAAUUAAAACUACCCUCAGGGUGUGACGCAGGCUGUACCUCUUUCUGUGCUGUAAUCUUUACAAUUCUAUGGUUAGGGCUUCUGCUUCGCAUCAUAAUCCUGUACAUGUAGUCAAGUAAAAAGAGGACCUGUCUUCAAGGUGAUUUGGUUGAACAAUCUAAACUUCAUAAAGUUACAGACUAGUAAUACCAAAAUAUGAAUGAUAGCAUUUCAAAGGUUCAAGGUACAUUUAUUAUCAAAGAAUGUAUAAAUUAUACAACCUUGAGAUUUGUUUACUUACAGGUAGCCACAAAGCAAGAAACCCGAAAGAACCCAAUUAAAAAUAAAUAAAUAAAUAAAAGACUAACACCCUAUGUGUAAGAGAAAGGGGAAAAAUAUAAUCAUGCAAACAAUUGAAGUGAGCAACAACAGUCUGAACCAAAUUGAGUCCUCAGUUCCAAACCCUGGAGCAGCUCAGAGGAGGCCCAAAGCCUCACUUAUCAGUUCAUCAUAAUAGCAGGCAUGGAGCACAGCAGCCGGGACAGUCUUCAGCACCUCAGUGCCAUUGAGAGAGGAGUUACUCAGUGAGAUUGGCUCUCAAUGGGAAGUACGAGAGUUAAUCACAGCUUCGAUCAGUUUCACAGCACACUUAUUUGGUAUUAGUUUCUUUUGCAUGGAACAAUUGGUAAUUUUUUUCCUGCAGCAUUUUGAGAUCUAGGGGAGAAAUAGUGAUUGUUAAUUCCAGCCAUGCCAAAGUGACUUUUUUCUAGAUGAGAUGUUAAAAUGAAACCCAGAGGACAGAUGUAAAAAGGCCUAUGGUCUUGCAUCAAAUAAGACCAAACAUUGUUCACGUGGCAUUUUCGCCAGCAUAUGGUUCAAUCAUGCUUAAUUUGUUGUAAUGUGCUUUGGGAUGUCCUCAGGUCAUCCAAGGCACUACAGUGAUGAAGUCAUUUCUUUUUUUCUUAACAUAUUCAAUCCUUUGAUAAAAAUACAAUACUGGAUUUGCACAUUUUCCUUUGUGAAACUGAAUUAAUUUAUGGGGUGGACACCAUGUUGCUUUCCAGCACCACCUGUGAAAAGUCUAAUGUGUGCCUCAGAUUAUUUAAAACAAUGGCUAUUAUUUAUUUUUAAUUUCUUUCUUUACUCUCUCCUGAAGGAAGCAAUUCCCAGGAGCUUAUGGCCAUCUAUUAUCUUGAUGAGACAUUUCAAGUGUAUAAACCCUGACUUCACAGUCAUAUUUAAUCCAUGCUCUUUUGGCUUUUUAACAGGAUAGUUUUCCCUCCUAACUCAGGAGGUGAGAGUUGUCAAAUAAAUUAGGAUUGGAAUGAGGUGCUUUAUCCGUUACCCUCACUUACUAAAUUAUAUAUUUUACAUAUUGAAAUCUUGGAUAACUUUUAAAUUAAGCUUUUAAACAGAUUCACACUUCUCUUUUUUUAUACAGAGUAAAUCAAUAGAACACUUCUUUUCUCUUUUACUCUGAUUUUUUUCUUAACAAGGAGAAAAAUUACAUUAAACUGUACAUGACUGGGAUUUGGAGAGGGGGUGUUGAGUUUCUCUCUAUGCUGAUGACUUAUUGCUCUUUCUCUCAAAUCCGUCUACAUCCUUACCUCUAAUGUUAUCACUUCUUGACCAGUUUAGCCAGAUCUCUGGCUAUAAACUUAAUUUACAUAAGAGUGAACUUCUCCCAAUUAAUAAAGAAGCACAAGAACUAACAUUUCAUGAUCUCCCUUUUAAAGUAGUCCAUAAUCAAUUUACUUAUCUUGGAAUUACAGUCACAAGGAAGUUUAAAGAUCUCUUUCGUGAAAACUUUGCCAAUCUUUCAUAUGCUAUAAAACAGAGUCUGGUACAAUGGUCACCUCUAUCUAUGUCUUUGGUAGGUCAUAUUAAUGUUGUUAAAAUGUAUGUUCUCCCCAAAUUUUUAUACCUAUUUCAAUCUAUCCCAAUUUUUAUUCCUAAAUCUUUUUUUGAUUCCUUAGACUCUAUUAUUUUGUCAUAUCUGUGGCAGAAUAAGCGCUCUAGAAUUAAUAAAAUCCAUCUCCAAAAAUCUAAAAAAGAGGGUGGCAUGGCUUUACCUAACUUUCGUUUAUAUUAUUGGGCAGCUAAUAUACGUUGUGCUACCUUCUGGUCUUUCUUCCAUGGCCAACCCGAGUGCCCUCACUGGGUGGCGAUGGAGCUGAGCUCCACUAAAGAAUUAUCUAUCUCUGCACUUCUUGGCUCUGCACUCCCUAGUAGUCUGCCCAGAUCAAUAGCUAAUCCUCUUGUUAGACACACUUUGCGUAUAUGGGCUCAGAUCAGGAAAUGCUAUGGUUUCCGGGGGUUUUCCGUUACCAGCCCUAUUGCUCAUAAUCACCUUUUUUUACCUACUACAUACGAUUCAGCAUUCCAGGUUUGGUAUAGGAAGGGCAUUAGACAUUUUGAAGAUCUUUUCAUUGAUAAUCGCUUCGCUUCUUUUCAGCAGCUCUCUGUUAAGUUCAAUCUGCCCAAUGCUCAUUUUUUCAGAUAUCUCCAAAUCCAACACUUUAUUGCUCCUUUAAUUCCUAACUUUCCUGAAAUGCCUGCGAAAAAUGCUAUGGACCUAUUUCUUUCCAUGAAUCCACUAGGUAAAGGCUUAAUAUCAAUCAUCCGAGAUAAACUAGCAGCCUUAAGACGGGCCCCCAUGGAUAAAAUCAAAAUGGCCUGGGAGCAGGAUUUAAAUAUCUCCUUAUCUGAGGAGAGCUGGGAUUCAGUUCUCAAAUCGGUUAACUCAACCUCUCUUUGUGCUCGCCACUGCCUUUUACAGUUUAAGAUUGUUCAUAGAGCCCAUUUGUCUAAAUCUAAACUAUCUCGAUUCUACCCUAGCGUUAGUCCGCUCUGUGAUAAAUGCAAGAGGGGCGUGGCCUCUCUCAUCCAUAUGUACUGGUUCUGUCCUAGCUUGGAGAAAUUCUGGAAAGAUGUCUUCACUACGUUAUUGUGUAUUCUGAAUCAGCACCUAGAACCAAACCAAAUUGCUCUGUUCGGUUUUUGGGGCGAGACAGAUUUAUGUCUGGGUCCGACCAAAUGCCGAAUAUUAUCCUUUGCCUCUCCCCUGGCUAGACGCUUGAUCCUCCUCAGAUGGAGAGAUGUUGCCUCGCCCACUCAUGCUCAAUGGCUUAAUGACAUCAUGGCCUGUUUGGACCUCGAAAAAAUUCAUUAUUCAGUUCUCAAUUCGGAUCUAAAGUUCCAUAAGGUCUGGGGACCUUUUAUCGAGUACUUUCAUAACCUUCCUCUUGACUAGGGUUUUUUUUUCUUUUCGGUUCCUUGCUUUCAGCUCCUUUUUUUUCUGGUAGAAGGCAUUAUUACCCUCUGUUGCUGAGUGUAUUCACAGUCUGGGAGUUUGGCAGUCCUGACUUAUACUCUCUAUAUUGUGUUGUGGUUGGUCUGGAGCUGCUGUCGUAUUUUCUUGUGUUGUGGGGCUUGGGGAGGACACUAAGCUUACUUGUCUUUAAUUUAGGUGCUUUUUUUUUGCUAAAUUCUCUUCCUUUGUAGCAUAUUGUUAUUGUAUGCUUAAUUUUGCACUGUUUUAAUGUUCCUCAUUGGGAUUUGGGGUUUUUAAUUUGUAAAAUGUUUUGAAAAACUAAUAAAAAAAAUUUUUUUUAAACUGUAGUACAUGUAGUUUAACAAAAAUGUAGGUGUAUAAGAGGUGACAUUUCUUUGCUGCAUUUAUAGACAAUGCAAAUAUUUAAUAAUAAAAAGAGAUUUCUAGCUUUAAAUAUUUUGAACCAAGAGUUACAGAAUCUAAGAUUUAGGUCUCAACUCCAAACUGUGCCUUAAUACAUCCUGUUUAUCCCAUAACAAAUAUUAUCCACUGUGUUGGCCAAGCAUGACACACGUCCUCGUUAGCCAAGAAUAUAGAGCUGAGAUAUGCCUGACCACUGCUCACACAUCAUGAAUUCUGAUCUCCACUUUAGCUGUGAAUUCUGACGCUCUUACAGAGCUGAUUAUCUACAUACCACCUUUAUCAGGAAUGACACUUGAAGACAUACCAUGCAUUCUCAAUUUAGGUGUGUCUGUCCCUGUAAACUUGGCACAGUAAAAAAGUUGUAAUAUUAAUCGGCUCAUUGAUAUGUCAUUGUCUAAGGGGAAAAAUGCUCAAAAUUCUCAAAGUGAAUUAGU
Hypanus sabinus (Atlantic stingray) is the source of this 4716-nucleotide messenger RNA. RefSeq lists its product as uncharacterized. NCBI's taxonomy places the organism in Eukaryota, Metazoa, Chordata, Chondrichthyes, Myliobatiformes, Dasyatidae. The coding region runs from base 2198 to 3838 and encodes 546 amino acids. The transcript is spliced from 2 exons. The record is from RefSeq and is a predicted model, not a curated record.